Fusarium pseudograminearum CS3096 is the source of this 4611-nucleotide messenger RNA. RefSeq lists its product as uncharacterized. Gene Ontology annotation, molecular function: protein binding; phosphorelay sensor kinase activity. Lineage: Eukaryota; Fungi; Ascomycota; Sordariomycetes; Hypocreales; Nectriaceae. Gene Ontology annotation, biological process: regulation of DNA-templated transcription; detection of visible light; phosphorelay signal transduction system. Bases 1 to 4611 code for a protein of 1536 amino acids. The transcript has 2 exons. The record is from RefSeq and is a predicted model, not a curated record.
AUGGAUGUGCCGCACGACAAAGAGGGUCAGGACAUCAGUCAACCUGAACAAAAAGACAAUGAAGAAAAGCAACACAACCUCUCAUCUACCACUCUACCCUCUGAGUCUUAUCCUCCUCCACCUCAGUCCUCGACGGCAUCUUCAUCAACCUUUCGGCCCAGCGGUCCGGAUGUUCUGCCAGGCCUUCAGACAAACACCUACAACAACAACAACAACGCAACACCCACCCGCACGACUCGAGCUGCCUCAUCUGCUGCCCCCAGCGAGCAGAAUAGUGUCUCCAACUCGGAAACACCGUUUUCGCCUUGGAGUGUUAGUUCAGAUAAGCAAUUGGGUUAUCACUCCGCAGCUUCAGAUGUUUCUGGAGACCGAGUUUUUCCUAUAAGAUCCGUCGUUAGCGUCGACCCUAGCUCCAGUAAGAUAACCAACAACGAUUACUUUCAUGCCUUGCCUCAGCGUGAUGGCCGGAGCAUUCCUGUCAAAGUCCCAAGUACGUCCCGAGCUGACAUAGGGCCAGAUCUGAGACGUUCGGAUACAGUCCCAGCAAACUACCAUUCACGAGCCCACAGCGAGCGUAUCGACGCUCUAAUGCGAAGGAAAAAUACAAUGAGCGGGCCCAUGUCGAGAAUUCAGCUAGAUGCAAACCGCCACGGAAGCAGUACGGCCCCUUUAGAACUUGAUAUAUCAAUGUCAGACAACGAAGCAGAUACAGACGCAGACACAGAAACAGAAGAAUCGGGGGUGAUGGGACAUGCCUCGGCAAAUGUUUCAGCGGGAGGGCUUGAGCCCGAUGCUUCUUCUGCCGGGUACUCCAGUGCUGAUGUUUCACACGUAACUGCCCGGUUCACCCAUGUUGUGACAGAUGAUGGCCACGCCGUCAUCACUGGUCGUGACGGUGUCCUUCAGCGUUGUGAGGACGAGCCAAUCCACGCUCCUGGUGCUGUUCAAACUUUCGGUGUUCUCGUCGCUCUUCGCGAAGAGAACGAUGGUUGCUUUGUCGCCCGAUACGUUAGCGAGAAUUCUGUUCGGAUGUUGGGCUACACACCGAAACAAUUAUUUCAACUCAAGAAUUUCCUCGACAUCCUAACGGAAGAGCAACAGGAUAAUCUUCUUGACCACAUCGAUUUCAUUCGUGACGAAGACGCAGAUCCCGCUAUCAAUGGGCCCGAGGUUUUCAGCUUAUCGAUUCGACCCCCCAAAUGCAAGAGCACGAAGCUUUGGUGCGCGAUCCAUAUAAAUCCGGCACACCCUGAUUUAAUAAUUUGCGAGUUCGAGCUGGACGACGACGUUGAAUACCCCCUGCGGCCUGCGGAUGAAAUGACGCCAGAUACCCCCCACGACACGUUGCAGUCGAAUCCGACUUUGGAGGAGAUAGAAGACAGCACAGAGGUUCUUAGUAAGCCUUUGAGGAUACUGAGAAGUGCAAGAAAAAGGCGAGGUGAACAAGGCGCCAUGCAGGUUUUUGACAUCAUGUCUCAAGUCCAGGAACAACUUUCAUCUGCCCCAAACCUCGAGGCCUUUCUCAAGGUCCUGGUGGGCAUAGUCAAAGAAUUGACUGGGUUCCACCGUGUCAUGAUCUACCAGUUUGACUCUUCAUUCAACGGUAAAGUUGUGACAGAACUCGUCGAUACAUCCAUGACGAGGGAUUUGUACAAAGGCCUCCAUUUCCCAGCAUCAGACAUUCCACGACAAGCUCGCGAUCUCUACAAGCUCAACAAAGUACGAUUACUCUACGACCGCGACCAAGACACCUCCAGAAUUGUUUGCCGAACAAAAGAAGACCUCGACAUUCCGCUGGACAUGAGCCACUCCUAUCUACGAGCCAUGUCGCCUAUUCAUAUCAAAUACCUGAAAAACAUGGCUGUAAGAUCCUCCAUGUCGAUAUCAAUUAAUGCUUUUAACGAACUAUGGGGCCUCAUUUCUUGUCAUUCCUACGGAAAUCACGGGAUGCGAGUAUCUUUCCCUAUUCGCAAAAUGUGUCGCCUGGUGGGAGAUACUGCAUCCAGAAAUAUCGAGAGAUUAUCUUAUGCUUCGCGACUGCAGGCUCGCAAGCUGAUCAACACCGCACCUACGGACAAGAACCCCUCUGGGUAUAUCAUUGCGUCAUCAGAGGACUUAUUGAAGUUGUUCGAUGCCGAUUUUGGUUUGCUAUCGAUCAAGGGUGAGACCAAACUCAUGGGGCCUGUCGAACAAAGUCAAGAAGCACUCGCUAUGUUGGAGUACCUCAGAAUGCGUCAACUUACAUCUGUUGUUGCAUCGCAGGACGUCAGCGAGGACUUCCCCGAUCUACGAUAUCCACCUGGCUUCCAACUUGUCGCUGGGUUACUCUACGUCCCACUGAGUGUCGGCGGCAGCGACUUCAUUGUCUUCUUUCGAAAGGGACAAAUUAAAGAAGUCAAAUGGGCUGGCAAUCCCUAUGAAAAGUUUGUUCGCGAGGGCACUGCAGGCUAUCUCGAGCCAAGGAAGAGUUUCAAGACGUGGCAUGAGACUGUUGUUGGUAAAUGCAGAGAAUGGAACGAGGAGCAGGUAGAGACUGCGGCCGUGCUUUGUCUCGUUUACGGUAAAUUCAUCGAAGUUUGGAGACAAAAGGAGAAGGCUUUGCAGAAUAGCAAGCUAACCCGGCUGUUACUUGCUAACUCUGCGCAUGAAGUCCGAACCCCUCUGAAUGCCAUCAUCAAUUAUUUAGAGAUUGCCCUCGAGGGAAGUCUAGAUCAGGAAACUCGCGAUAACUUGGCCAGGUCUCAUUCCGCAUCAAAGUCUUUGAUUUAUGUCAUCAAUGACCUACUGGAUUUGACCAAAACUGAGGAAGGGCAGAACUUGGUCAAAGACGAGGUGUUUGAUCUUGCCAGCUGUAUCAGGGAGGCAACCGGCCCCUUCCUGAACGAUGCGAAGCGAAAGGGAAUCCAUUACACCGUCGUCCAACAUCCCGGGUUGCCUCAGUUUGUACACGGAGAUGAACGACGGAUCCGUCAGGCACUCUCCAACGUCACAGCAAAUGCCGUUGCACAUACGCACAAGGGCCAUGUCAAGGUGGAAGUUUUUGUGUCCGAGAUCAAAGAUCAACAGGCCGUUGUUGACUUUGUCAUCGAAGACUCUGGCAUCGGCAUGAGUGCAGGUCAGCUUGACACCCUAUUCCGAGAUCUCGAACAGGUCAGCUCAGAGGACGCGCCUACAUCAAGUUCAUUAGAUGAUAUGCCUCGUGAGAUGCGUACUCUGGGACUUGGCCUUGCCGUAGUUGCGCGUAUCGUUCGCAACAUGGACGGGCAGCUUCGCUUGAAAUCAGAAGUUGGUCAGGGUUCGAGAUUUGUCGUCCAACUCCCGUUCCUCUUAUCAGAUCAAUGCAGCGGUUCUCACCUUAAGGAUGCACCAGACGGGCGAGGAAACCAAUCCUUCAACAGCACUAGCACUGCUAGUACCGCCCCAGAUGCUUUAAGAGCUGCGCCAGAAGGAGAGAUAACGCUUGUUGACAGAGCUAGUACUAUGGCUUCUGCUGGUGAUGUGUCGCUCAAGGGUAGUGGGGCAAGCCAACGUAGCAUGGGCAGUCAUACAAGUCACGGCAGUCGUAACAGUCAUCAGAGUGAUGCCGAUCGACUUAUCGAUGCAAUCCAAACACCGCUAUCCCUAAAUGAACGAGAAGGCACCGAGUUUCCCAUUCAGGGGGGGAGGGGUUCAAGACCAAUUUCCAUGCGCCCUGAGUCUCGCGGAGCUGUUAGUCUUGGUGGUCGAUCUGCCAGCCCAUCCAAUCAACAGCCUCAAAGUCCUGUUUCGACUAAGCCUCGUAGCGAGCCCGGCAGCACCGAAGUCACGGAUUCAAAAACCCCAAUCCGAGCAGUCAAGGUGCCAGAUGACUACACUGAUAUGCCUCAAAAGCCGCAACCCAGUGAGCAAUCCGGUAUUCUUUUUGAGAUGAAGACCAUUGAUCGCCCCGUAGCCAAGGCUGGUACAGAAAGUGUUACCAGCGCAGGGACUCAGAUGACUGAGCAGCAGCAUCUUCAAGUUCUUGUGGCUGAAGACGAUCCAAUCAACAUGAAGAUCCUGAGGAAGCGUCUCGAGAGGGUGGGCCAUGGCGUGCAUCAUACUGUAAACGGAGAGGAUUGUGCCGCAGCUUUUCGUGAAAGGUCAAGGGAGUUCGACGUUGUUCUAAUGGACAUGCAGAUGCCUAUCGUCGAUGGCCUUACAAGUACAAAGAUGAUCAGAUCAAUGGAGGCAUCUGCAGAUUAUCACGGUCACUCAGCUUUAGCUAACACUAACCAUCGCAUCCCCGUCUUCGCAGUUUCGGCCUCGCUCGUUGAGCGUGAAAAGCAGAAAUACAUUGAUGCCGGUUUUGAUGGAUGGAUUCUCAAGCCGAUCGACUUCAAACGUCUCAAUACUCUCCUUGCGGGAAUUUCCGACGAAGAGGUCCGCAACUCUUGCUUAUACGAAUCUGGUCAAUGGGAACGUGGAGGCUGGUUCCAUCCAAGGUCCUUGGUGGGCGGCUCAGAGGCCAGUGAUGAGAUCACGCCAAGGGCUGAGCACGCUGCGAAGGACAAGGACAUCGGCGAAACUGCUAUUAUUUCUGAAGACGCGAAAGAAACAGGCGGUGCUGAUGAAGCCAAGCCCGACAAUGACUGA